Molecule: messenger RNA, 2928 nt
Organism: Parathielavia appendiculata
Lineage: Eukaryota; Fungi; Ascomycota; Sordariomycetes; Sordariales; Chaetomiaceae
Product: HET-domain-containing protein
Exons: 2
Coding region: 230-2722 (830 amino acids)
Source: RefSeq, a predicted model, not a curated record
GACAGUUUCUUCUCGAGUUCUCGUCUCUCACAUUCCAGCCACAUGCAUUCUUUCUAGUACUUCAUCACGAUCUCAACGUCGGUUCAACAAGAUGGACUACACAGGCCUCAAGCUUCACCACAGGCAGAUUCGACUCAUCACAUUGAGCCCUGUGCCUGUGGGCGAGGAUCCCGACACAGCACCAAUGCGAUGCACCAUGACAGUCCGCGACCAACCGCUUCCGACCAACAUGGAACAAAAAAACGGCUCUAGCUUUCCAUCGCCCUACAUCAGCUUUGAUCAGUGCAUAACCCAGCCGCCACUCGAAACUUUUGUUGAAGAAUUUCGCCAGGAGAUGGUUCCUCUCCUUGGAGCCUAUGAGAAGCGCAAGUCCUCCUGGGUCACCCGAGCGGCUAACAAGGUGCUCAGACACCUGUUUCACCGAGAACCCGUCCUAACAUUUCCGGUCGACAAUAUUGCAAACCUCCUUAGUCACGAGGACAGGCUCAGGCUUACGACCGACACUCGAGGCGACGGCGAACUCCGUAUCACGGGACCUGAAGUAGUCUUCCACAGCUUUGAAGACGCAGCAGGUUCUGCGGUCCAUAUUACAAGGCGGUCUCCGCGCAUUACCCAUACCGGGCUGCUUUCUCCGGACAGUCUCAACCCGUUUUUGCGCCCACGGGAUCAGAGCCACGCGUCGUACAUGAAGAACCUUGAGCGCGCUAUCAAGCCGGACACCUAUGUGGCCAUGUCCUAUGCCUGGGGACCUCCCAAGCCCACGGCUCAGAUAAUGGUGAACGGCAAGAAUGUCCCGGUGCGUGCCAAUCUUGAAGCCGGUCUGCGGGAGUUUCGAAAGCUGGACUAUUUCCGCUUGGGCGGCAAGCUGUGGGUCGACUCGUUAUGUAUCAACCAAGCGGACGAAUCCGAAAAGGAAAAGCAAGUGCAAAUUAUGGCUUCUAUUUACAGCCAUGCUGCCAACGUCAUUGUCUGGCUGGGACUUGAGGAACCAGGAAGCGAUCUCGCCAUCCAGUUUCUCGAGGACAUCAGUGCCGACUACCGGGCCGAGUAUCUCGAAGUGCUCGAUAAGAGCGACCCCCUUACAGCAACUACGUGGCGCACUAUGGCCCAAAUCCGCAUGGACACGAGGUACAUCAACUUCAGAAAGAACUCGUUGAAGGAGCUCGGCGACAGCAAGAUAUUCGCCUACUUUGAGGACAUUGCUGCUUCACUCUACGACUUUUUCAACCGGCCUUACUGGCGGCGACUAUGGAUUAUCCAGGAGCUCUGCAUGGGACGAGCAGGCAUGCCCAUCGUUUGCGGGUCCCGAAUCACGCAGUGGCGGUAUAUUCGGGAUGGCGCCUUGAGAUGUACCGCCAUUCUCGACAUCCUCAGAGAGGUCACAGGGGAGAACAUCCGGUGCCAACGACUGAUCGCUGAAGGAAAAGAACACUCACUUCUGCACGUUGCGCAAAUCGCCCAACUAGAGAUCGCGGGCCACAGGUCAGAGCUGCCUAAGUUGCCGCCCAACAUCGUGCCGAUCUUGGCUCCUAAUCUUCAUGAGCAUGGGCCCCUAUUGGGCUCUCCCAUCCGCCGCGCCAUCACACUCACGGCACAGACCAUGUGCUCGGUGCAGCAUGACCGCAUCUACGGCAUGCUUAACAUCCGCGGCUUGCCGGACCUGGAUAUCAAGGUCGAUUACUCCAAGGACAUUGUCACUGUCUUCACCGAGUUCUCGGAGGCUUGCAUAAAGCACGGGAGCAUGGAUUUCUUUUCUCUACUGGACGGCGGCUUUAUGUCGCUCACUGAUAUACAUGGCAAUCAACAGCAGAGAGAGAAACCGUCCUGGGUUCCGGAUUAUGGAGCGAAGCCCGAGAGAAGGAUCGGGAUCAUUGACGGAAACUGGCAUGCCGGGGGAUAUGUCCACAUCAGCUGGGGCCGCCCCGAGAUAGUCGAUCGAACCCUUGUCUGCACCGGCAAAGUGGUCGACAUGAUUGAUGGAGUGGGCGCUAUGUCCAGGGCUGAUAUCCAAUCCGGGACGAUGAUCCUCACUGAGGCGGAUCCCUUGCCUAGGAUAGUGCAACCUACCGGGGCAGGUGCCAUGGCGACUCGGGACGACGGUGGAGAGGACGUAAUCUACGAUGUUCUCGUUGGCGGAUGCGACAUCAACGGUGCAGAGGCACCCAAGUCAUUCAAAUGCCUUUACUCCGCAUUUCCAGUCGAUGAACCGCCCAAACACUCGACCUUCUACCGGAACUGGCACUUUCUCAAGUCCAGCGCAAACUUCUUAGUCAAUGGCCGCCCUCUGUCCACUUACUUCACCCACCUUGCCGAUGCUCCGGCAGCCGGCAACCCCGCAUGCCAACAGCAGGAGUGCACACCCUCUGCCCAGAGCGGCAACGCUGAACGACACACAGGUCCGAUCGAAACGUCUGCAGCUCGCCAAGCGAUGGAGGCAAGAACAAAGAUGCGCAGACUCGUCAUGACAACCUCGGGGUUGCUCGGUCUUGCUCCGGCCCAGACACAGUCCGGGGACGCCGUGAUUGCCAUCAUCGGCCACGGCAAGCCAGUCAUCGCGCGCAAGGUAACAACGAUUGAGGGUCAGGAUGUAUGGUAUUUGAUUGGAGAAACAUACAUCCACGGCAUGAUGCGCGCUGAGAAAAUGCCCAUGUCAACGAAAGAGUGGCAUGCCCGGGAAACGAUGGCGACCCUGGGACAAGUUGGGCCCAUCCCUUUUGUUUAAUGUCUCCAGUAUACAACAAUAUUAUGGGUCGAAUUGCUAUCACUUGAGUAGUCCGCCGGGCCCAAACACGAAGGGCCAUAUGAGAGCUUGCAUGUUUGUAUGAGGAGGAGGAGUCAUGUAGGAUAUGAAGAAGGAGUAGCUCCACGAUGUCCAUUCUGUCUAGACAUUUUCUUUGUAGACGUUGCAGUAUAUCACUGUCCCAAGAA